Quercus lobata is the source of this 2058-nucleotide messenger RNA. RefSeq lists its product as uncharacterized. Bases 1 to 2058 code for a protein of 685 amino acids. The transcript is spliced from 4 exons. NCBI's taxonomy places the organism in Eukaryota, Viridiplantae, Streptophyta, Magnoliopsida, Fagales, Fagaceae. The record is from RefSeq and is a predicted model, not a curated record.
AUGAAUACUCGCCUCCUUAGGCCCUUUAUUAGAGUAGAAGUAGAAGCAGCGAUAAAAGAGAUGAAGCCCAUCACAGCCCCAGGCCCCGACGGUAUGCCUCCUUUAUUUUAUCAAUCUUUUUGGUCGUUAAUUGGUGAAGAUAUCUGUGUUGUUGUGCUUGAUUGUCUUAACAACUGUAAAAUCCCUAGAGAAAUUAAAUGUACCAACAUUACCCUGAUUCCUAAAGUUAAAUCCACUGAACUUAUUACUGAAUUUAGGUCGAUCAGCCUGUGUAAUGUAGUAUACAAAAUUGUUGCUAAAGUACUAGCUAACAGAUUGAAAGCUAUUCUCCCUCAUGUGAUAUCUGAAAAUCAGAGUGCCUUCCAAGCUGGUAGGGUUAUUACAGACAACAUCCUCAUGACUUUUGAAACCCUGCACUACAUGAAACACCAUCAAAAGGGUAAGUCUGGGUUUAUGGCUCUGAAGUUAGACAUGAGCAAAGCCUACGACCGGGUGGAAUGGAUCUUCUUAGAAAAUAUCAUGAAGAGAAUGGGUUUUGAUGUCAAGUGGGUUAAUCUAAUCAUGGAAUGUAUUUCGACUGUCACUUAUUCAGUUCUCAUUAAUGGUCUCCAUUUUCUACUCCAUAGGGCAGCGGAAGCUAGGCAAAUCCGGGGUGUGUCCAUCUGCAAAAAGGGCCCUCGAUUGACUCAUCUAUUCUUCGCGGAUGAUAGUUUGAUUUUCUACAAAGCCUUGCUUGUUGAAUGUCAAAAAAUCCAAGACCUUUUGGAAUGCUAUGAAAGGGCUUCCGGUCAAAAGCUGAACCGGAACAAGACCAGCCUUUUCUUCAACAAAUCCACCCCUUCUAACAUUCUGGACGAAAUCAAAUCUUCGCUUGGUGUGCAAGAGAUUAAGCAAUUUGAACGCUAUCUUGGCCUCCCCUCGCUAGUUGGGAAGAAGAAGAAAGCUAGCUUGCUUUAUAUCAAGGAAAAAGUAGCAGCAAAACUUCAAGGUUGGAAAGAACAACUUCUUUCCCAAGCCGGUAGGGAAGUUCUCCUCAAAUUGCCAAAAAGUUUAGGUGGGCUGGGUUUUAAGGAACUCCAGAAAUUCAAUGUUGCCAUGCUGGCAAAACAGGUCUGGCGACUAGCGGACAACCAAACCUCUUUGUUUCAUAGAUUCUUUAAGGAAAAAUUCUUUCCAAAUGGCUCCAUUUUUUAUGCUAAAGAGGGUAACGGCUCUUUUGCCUGGAAGAGCAUCUUAAAAGGCAGAGACGUGAUCAGCAAAGGGCUACAAUGGAGGGUGGGAAAUGGUGCCUUGAUUCAGAUCUACCAUGAUAGCUGGCUCCCCGAUCCAUUCAACAAGAAAGUGGUGUCACCAAGAGACUUCCUCGGCAAGGAUGCUCAGGUGUUUUGGCCUCACUCUCCUAGAGGCAAAUACACUGUUUGUUUGGCAUACAGACUCCUUAUGGAUGAAGAGUUGAGUGAGUCUCCUUCCCCAUCUGAUUUAACCCUUAUCAAGAAAAUUUGGAAGGGCAUUUGGAGUCUUCAUGUUCUGAACAGAGUUAAGACUUUGCUUUGGAGAGCGGGUUCAGAUUCUCUUCCCUCAAAGGCCAAUCUUUUAAAGCGUAAAGUGCUUGUUGAUGACACCUGUCCCGGCUGUAAUAGGGAGAGCGAAACCUCCUUUCAUGCCCUUUUGUCUUGCACUGAAUUAAAUUCAGUUUGGGAGGGCACCUUUGGCUGGUUAAAGAAGAUUUCCAAAGAUUGUAGCUCAUUUCUGGAUGUCAUCCAGCUCUGUCAAUCUCAAAAGGACCUUGUUGAUUUGUUUGCCAUGACUGUGUCGCAGAUUUGGACCCGUAGAAACCAACUUAGAGUUGGUGACAAUUCAGCCCCUCUGUGGAAACUACUGCCCUUAGCCUCGGACAUCCUAUUGGAAUUUCAGAGAGCAUCGUCUGAGCUCCCAGUAGCCGAAAAAGUUCUCACCAACGCCAAAUGGCUCCCCCCUCCUAAGGGUUGGCUGAAGGUGAACUUCAAUGGGGCAAUUUUUAAGGAGAAAAGCCUAGCUAGUAUAGGUUGCAUCAUCUGA